This is a messenger RNA of Orycteropus afer afer, 900 nucleotides long. RefSeq names its product solute carrier family 25 member 17 (gene SLC25A17). The coding region runs from base 1 to 900 and encodes 299 amino acids. Gene Ontology annotation, molecular function: FAD transmembrane transporter activity; NAD transmembrane transporter activity; AMP transmembrane transporter activity. The record is from RefSeq and is a predicted model, not a curated record. Gene Ontology annotation, cellular component: peroxisomal membrane. NCBI's taxonomy places the organism in Eukaryota, Metazoa, Chordata, Mammalia, Tubulidentata, Orycteropodidae. The transcript is spliced from 9 exons.
AUGAGAGGCGAAGAUGAGAGCAACUCCCUUGAUGAGGUUUCUCAACAGCAGGACCUGAUAGAAAAGCAGCACAGAGAAGACUUAAAAGGACGAAGGAAUACAUCAUCUCAACAAAGACCCAGCAGAAUGGCUGGAUUGGAAAAGACGAUACCAAAGAGUGAUGAGGAUGCAGGGCAUCUGACUCUCAUCUGCUCGGGAAGUGUGACAGCAAUGACGGUAUUUUUUCCUUUGGACACAGCUAGACUUCGACUGCAGGUUGAUGAGAAAAGAAAGUCCAAAACUACACACGCGGUGCUUCUGGAGAUCAUUAGAGAAGAAGGCCUCCUGGCGCCAUAUCGAGGGUGGUUUCCAGUGAUCUCCAGCCUCUGCUGCUCCAACUUUGUCUAUUUCUACACUUUUAAUAGCCUCAAAGCAGUCUGGGUCAAAGGUCAACGUUCUACUACUGGAAAGGAUCUAGUAGUUGGAUUUGUUGCAGGAGUAGUGAAUGUGUUGCUGACAACUCCGCUCUGGGUAGUAAAUACUAGACUAAAGCUGCAAGGGGCAAAAUUCAGGAAUGAAGACAUUGUGCCAACCAACUAUAAGGGUAUUAUUGGUGACUAUGGCUUUUAUGAAUUGGUCAAAGGGUUUAAGGGGUGGUCAGGCAGGAGGCCCUUUCAGGAAUGCAGGGAGUUUGGGCGUCACAGACUAAAUCCAGAAAACAGAACCUUGGGGAGUCUUCGGAACAUUCUCUAUCUUCUGCACCAGCGAGUAAGGCGUUUUGGAAUAAUGGGACUCUACAAAGGCUUGGAAGCCAAGCUACUGCAGACAGUCCUCACUGCUGCUCUCAUGUUCCUUGUUUAUGAGAAAUUGACGGCUGCUACCUUCACUGUGAUGGGGCUGAAGAAUGCAGGCAAACGCUGA